AUCUUAAAGCAAGUGUUCGUAAAUAACGAAGAGGAAAAUGGGUACAAGAACGUAUUCAGUUAUUUACUGGAUUUGAAGACACGAUUAUCUGAGGUGACUGCUAUUGCUAAUUUCAACAGUAAGGCAAACAGAGACAAAUACAAGAAACAAUAUGACAAAUACUCAUCGAGGCGUGAUAUAAAUGUGGGUGACUGUGUUUUAGUCCUCAAACCACACAGAGACAGUAAGCUGUCCGUGAUUUGGCAGGGCCCGUAUAAGGUUCUAAACAAGAUUUCCCAAUUUAAUUAUGUUAUCCAGAAAGAAAAUAUGACAAAGAUAUAUCAUAUAAACAGACUUAUGAAAUACCAUUGUAGGGUAAAGAAGGGAGAUAAUCUAAUUGUUGCAGAUGAAAAUAGAAAUGAACUUUUGUCAGCUAAUAUGGUUUCAGUUGUAGGGGAGAAAGACGUUGCUGAGCAGGAUGAAUAUAAUGAUGAUAUGCUACCUAACAUUCCAACGCUAGAAAUUACGCAAAAGAGAAGAUUCACGAGGAUGUCUUCACACAGGUCAAAAUUAACCCCAAUUUGAACCAUAUGCAAAAGAUGCAAAUAAAUGAAAUUUUAACAGAGUAUAGAGACAUUAUAUCCAAUGUUCCUGGCAGGGCCACUGUCGAAAAGUUUAAAAUUAAAUUGAUUGAUAAGAAGCCUAUAGCUCUGAAACCAUAUGCGGUGCCCAUUCAUAUGAAAGAGAAAGUGAAGCGAGAAAUCGACAACAUGUUAGAAUUGGGAAUUAUAGGGCCGACGGACUCCCCUUAUGCAGCGCCAGUUGUUAUAAUUAAGAAGAAAGAUGGCACACUCCGCCCUUGUAUAGAUUUUAGAAAAUUAAAUAAUAUUACUGAAAUACCUGCUGAGGUAAUUCCUGAACAAGAAGAUUUGUUUAACAUGUUGUAUAAAGCCAAGUACUUUACAUUGGUGGACCUAACAAAGGGUUACUGGCAAAUUCCGAUCAGUGAAACGAGCAAACCUUUUACAGCGUUUAGAGUUUUUGGGGAGCAUUAUAUGUUCCACUACUUACCCUUUGGGUUGAGCAGUGCUCCAAGUCAUUUUAAUAAGGUUGUUAAGAGUAUGCUAAAGGGAGUAGAAAAUGUAUUGUUCUACUUCGAUGACAUUUGUAUUUUCAGUGAAGACUGGGAAUCACACUCGAAGAGUGUCAGAAAUGUUUUUUGCGCUCUAAGAGAGAACGGCUUUACACUAAAACCAGAUAAACUUGAGGUGGGCUACACUAGUGUUAAAUUUCUGGGUCAUAAUGUGGGACAAGGAGUUAUCAAACCUGAUCCUAGCAAUGUAAAAAAGAUCAUGGAAUUUAAAACACCCACUACAAAGAAAGAAAUACGUAGUUUGAUUGAUCUGAUAAAUUAUUACAGCAAAUUUAUUCCGAGUUACGCGGAUUUAGUAUUCCCCUUUACAGAGUUACUACGUCGGGGCAUAGACUAUAUAUUACAUGGACUGCCAACUCUACGCACUAAGCCUAUAUUCUUCAAUAAACAAGUCCCGUUCACGGAGGCGUCCUUGGUUGCGUGGUAAAUUGACUUCCGGUAGAUUUUUUUUUACUAUAUAAAGAAACCAUUCCCGAAGAUUUUUACCACCACUUUUACAGCAAAUCAUGAAUGAAAACUGAAUUGUUAAAGAAGAUGUUACAGAAGAGCAUACUACUUCCACAAACCUGAUUUGAUUGUCACUAACUUUCAAAUUGAAAGGGAUCUACUAAAACUGCUCAUGAAUUUUGAGAUUUUACAGCAAAUAGAGGAACAAAUUUUAUCUGCUUCCACUUAGACAAACAGCAUGGAAAUGUGCUAUUGUAAUGAGUAGAAGAUAUUUGUCAUUUAGAGUAUCAUGCGUCAUUGACUUAUGAAAACAAAAUGCAACAGCAAAUUAUCAGUCAGCACAUUUCAAGAUGAGGAAAAGAACAGUAUAAGCUACAUUCAUUGAUGCAUUAUUUAUACAAAAAUGUAUAGUCAACCAAGUCAUCAAUCCAUUUUUUUAUGAAGCCAGUUACAGUUACCAUGAAAGGAUGAAAUUUCAGAUAAUAUUCUGUUUGUUUUAUGAAAUGAGAAUAGGCCUACAUCAGAAAUUGAAAUGGUCAUCUUCAGUAUUUAAUGUUUCAUCUAAAAAUGAUAAUUAUAUUAAUACAUAUUUGAUGUACAAACAAAUGAAAACCAUUCAAACACUUUUUUUUUGUGAAGUAUAGAGGAUUAAACUUGUAAGUGUCUGAACAAUACUACAUCGACAUUAACUUAUUAUUAUAGACUUUUUACAGGAAAUUGAAUAAUGCUAACAUUUACUGACAAGUGAAUAUUGAAGUAAUGAUGUGCUUUCUAUUUUAAUAAGUCAAUAAUAUUAGUAAGAACAAUAUUAUCUUCACUUUCUUAAUAUUAUAAACUGUUAGACACCUUAUUUAUAUAGGUUAGUUAUUUAGCGACGCACCAUAGAAGACGCAUAUUGAACGGGACUAGUGACGUUUGGGAUAUGUUGGGUUAGAGACUGAAAAAAUCAGUUAGCGAUAGAACAUUCCAGGGUAACGACGUGUUUAGUGACAGAGACUUCUACUGUGGCCUUUUAUCAGAAUAAAUCCAUGUACAAUUGUUCAUCAGAGUUGACUACAUCUCUUCACUUGUUAAAAUAGAUGUUGUAUAGUCCUUGUUUGGAUUGUCGUUCAACUGCACGUAAUACACCCGAACAAUUACACCCAAACGAUUGCAGAGUAAUUGGUUGACUUCAAGACAGCCUGAACUAGCAACAUCACAGUGGCGACCCCGAACCUCGAAGCCGGACCCCUGAUGAAGCCGAACAUCGAACCGGACCUCGAAGCAGAACGUUUACUCAGGUGAGGGUCGUGCACUCGAAGUUAUAAAGUUUCAUCGGAGUACGGCUGAACACAGAAUCAUCGCAGAGUGACUUUGUUCUAGAUCUACAUGCAGUCGUCGACUGUUUGAUCGCACGUUCAACGAGCCGUUAACUCAGGGUGACCUUCGUCAGGACCGUAAUCAUCGCAACGUCUGGUCUACUUAACCAGUAUAUUAUCAACGCCUGAUCUUCAUAUGCUGAAUCGACCUACAACCAGAGAAACCGUUCAUUCAUAACGGGUGAGAGAUCGUUGGUGAACCUGUUGGACAUAUUUUUUUCUUCGUCAUAGGAGCCACAUCGAGUAUCAAGUUUUACCUCGCCAGUUCGAGAAGGACAGUUUGCCCGCUGUCAGAAGUAUUGUGAGUACUACAAGUUUGGUAGCUAACUAAAUCGAAACCGCUCUGUCGUCUUACCCUUGGAGAGAUUCUUGUGGAGCAGUUUGCUCAUUGAACCGGUUGCUUACCACUUUUAUAACGGUCACUGUGUUUAACCUUUGGAAGGUUAGUGAAGUAAUCUUUAUCAGCACUGAACAUUGAUCUAUGUAGUAUUCGUUGGUCUAGACGAUAUCUAGACGUGCUGAUAUUGAAGUUGUGGAAACAGCUACAUCCACUUAAUUUCGUUGAAAACCGUUAGUCGUAUAACGGAACGUCGGAGGUGACCUUGGUUUCACCUAGUCUACAUUGGACAGUUUGGUCUAGUGAAGCAGAGUACAACAGAAAACUUCGUCGUACUACCAGAGUAGCAGCAGAAGCAGUGAACUAUUUUAGAGAACCGUUAUUCGUCAGCCCAGAUCAAGUCAUCGUCAAGAAAGUCGUUAUUCGUCAGCCCAGAUCAAGUCAUCGUCAAGAAAGCCGUUAUUCGUCAGCCCAGAUCAAGUCAUCGUCAAGAAAUUCGUUAUUCGUCAGUCGUCCAGAUCAAGUUGCCGUCAAGAGACUGUUAUUUGUCAGUAGUCGUCUACACAAGUCAAGUCAUCGCCAGAAGAACCGUUAACCUAUUCGUCAGUAACUGUGUACACAAAGUCGUCGGAACUACACAUACGGUCAUCAACAGUCAUCGAAGAAACUGGGACAUUUUGCUGUGACAUAUCAGGACAUCUGUGGCAUUACGUGGGAUACGGGUAGCACCGGAGAACAGAGUCAGAACUGGAAGAGAGGCAGUGGAAUUUGUUGUGAUCUAGCAUAUUCGGGAGUCCGAACAAAGGGAUCUUUCUUAUCAAAAGCUAAGUGCCAUUUUUCUUAUUAGUGUAUGUUUAGAUUGCCCUUAGAAAUAGAUUUUGUCUAAAUUUGGUAUGUUAGCCUGAGUAAAAUCAGGUGGUGCUGAAGCCUUAAACCCGUUCGGGGUAAAGACAUAAUUUAGAUGAAAAACUAUAUUAUACGUUUAGGGUUGUAAUUUGUUUUGUUUGUGUAAACGUCAUAUCCGUUGUUGCCUGGUUACUUCGUGACGUUAUCAUUGUGUGCCAUAUUGUCAUAUCCCAACCCAUAGCGAUAGUCUCAUUUAAUUAUUUCAUUUGUUUAUAUUAUUUUAAAUUAUUUAUUUUUAUUAAUUUAAUUAGAUCUGUAAUUUUUUUUCACUUAAUGAUAGAAAGUGCGGGUAGGAUUCUUUUACUGUGAAUCAGACUAAAAUAAUUUUAGUUUGAGCGGUUAAAAUCAAAUAUGAUUUUGCCAUGAGAAUAAUGCCGAAACUGGCUAUGUAGUCAAACACUGUCGUCUGGCUAAAUUUAGAUCUACAAAUUGUACAUCUCUUUGGUACAUUUGAUUAUCUAGACUCUAAUUUGAAAUAUUAUGAAUUGAAAAAUGAAUGAAGGUAGUACAUUCUAGAUAUAUAUAUCUUGUUGAAGAUAUAUUUGACAUUGUAUACACAUAUUUGUUUCGUAUGGUUAAAUAGAACCAUAAUCUACUCUAGAUCUAGACUCUAGACAGUCUUUGAAUUUACUCUAAACACUUCACUGUAACUUCAGUCAUAGUAGUCAUACCAGGUUUUAAAAGUGAUCAUAGUUAUUCAUACUAGAUCCAAAAGUUAUAGUGCUCUUGAUAACUAGAUCUAAAUGGUAUUAUUAUACAUACUAUAAUAUACUAAAUUUAAAUUUGUGUGAUACUAGAUCUAAUAUGCAGAUUUGAAUAUAACUCAGACUAGAUUUACUCAUUUACUAAAUCUAUAGAUAGAGACUUAAACUUAUAUAAAAGUUUGUAAAAACUUAAAUAUAAAAUAAGUACAAAGUAUAGCCAUAACCAAUAUAGGCUAAGUAAAAAUAUAUAUAAAAUAUAAAAUACAAUGGCUACAUCAUCAUAUGUGGACCUUAAGGAGGUUAAGGAAACAGCUAUACAGGAUGGAAAGGCCAUGGAGUUAAAAGGAAAGGAUUUAGCAGCUUAUGUACAGCAAGUUGUGAAGGAAGAAACGGAACGUCAAAGACAAGAGAUAGAGAGACAGAAAGAAGAAAAAAGACAAGAGAUAGAGAGACAAGAUAGGAUCAGAAAGGAAGAAUAUGAGAAGCAAAAAGAGGACCAAGAAAGGCAGAGAGAACAUGAAGCUAAAAUGGAGAAGAUGAGAUUGGACGCAGCACAAGCCAGAGCCCAAACUGAACAAGGAAAUAACACAAAUAACUCAAAUAAUUAUACCACUCAAAGAGACAACCCUAAUUCGCAGACAUGGCUAAAAAGGAAGAUACAAAGUUUUGAUGAACAGAAGGAUGACAUUGGUGAUUUUUUGAAAAGAUAUGAGGCAAAAAUGUCUACAUUUAAUAUGCCUGAAGAAGAAUGGUCUGAAAUACUGAUAGACUUUGUUCAUGGUCAAGCUCUAACAAUAUGCCAAAAUCAUGACCAUCAUAUUGAUGAUAGCUAUCAGGUCUUAAAAAGAGAGUUAUUGAACGCAUAUGGUCAUAAUGCUACAACUUUUAGAAAGAAAUAUUUUGACAAUAUACCAUCAUUAGGAAUAGAACCCCAAACUACUAUUAAUAUGGAAAAGGAUUUUUUCAAUAAGUGGGUAAAAUUAGAAAAAGUGAAUAGUUCGUAUGAGGGAUUAAAAAAUUUUAUUCUAGUGGACAACUUUGUAAAUAAAUGUGAUCCUCAAUUACAAUCUUUUAUUAGAGAAAGAAAUCCAAAAACUAUAGAUGAAAUAACAGAAAUAAUGAGAGUAUACAAAAAUGCAUAUCCAAAUAAACCAUUUUCUGAUAGGGAUAAGAGCAAAGUAGAUUUAAUAGGAUACACCAAAGAAAAUGUUGAUAGAAGUAGAAAUAGAAACAGAUCAAAUAGUGGAAAUAGAAAAUAUAGUGAAAUAACCUGUUUUAAAUGUCAAGGAAAAGGUCAUAUAGCAGCUAACUGUAGAAGAGGGAAUAGUAGGUCUGGAAGUAGAAAUAGAUACAAUGAACAAAAUAACAGUAGAUAUAGGAGUAGAGAUAGGAAUGACAGGGGAAAUUAUAGAUAUAGGAGUUACAGUAGGGAAUACAAAAAUAAAGGUACAGAUAGGAUAUAUUUCAUGGAAGGAAAUAGGAACAAUUUUGCAGUGUACCCAGGGUUUGUAGAUAGAAUUCCAGUGGAAUUAAUUAGGGAUUCAGGUUGUAACACUUUGGCAGUAAAAACUAAAUUUGUCAAACCUCAUUGGUAUAAAGGGUUUACUAAGAAAGUAGAAUUAGCAGAUGGCACUGUAAGGGAAUUUAAAGCUAUAAGGGUGUACAUUGAAACUCCAUUUUUCACUGGUUAUUGUGAUGGCAUUGCAAUACCAGAAAUGAGAUAUGAUAUGUUGGUAGGAAACAUAAAAGGAGUUAAAGAAUGUUCUAGAAAAGAAUUAGAAGACUGGCAAAACAAAUACAAAAACAUAAGACAAAAUCAUGAAAACAUAGAAACACAAAAUAUAACAAGUAUGGUAAUAACAAGAUCAAUGGAUAAACAAGAUAAGAAACAGGAAAAUACAAUAAAUGUAAUAAGUAAUGAUAAAGAAAAAGAAACCAGUAAUGUAAUACAAAUAGAAAAUACAGAUGUUAAGGAAAGAGAGAUAGAAAAUGAAACACAAAAUAGUCUUGAAACACAAAUAUUUCAAAGUGAAAAAGAAACAACACCCACAUUUGCAUUAGAACAAAUGAAUGACAAUAUUAUUGGGAAAAUUUAUUCAAGAAUAUCAGAUAAAAACAAUAAUAACCCAAUGGAGAAAUUUUGUAUAGAGAAUAAAAUAUUAUUUAGACAAACAAGUAAUGAUAACAAGAAAAUAAAACAACUUGUCUUACCACAGAAAUAUUGGAAAGAUGUUUUAAUCAUGACACAUGAUAAUAAUUUAGCAGCACAUAGGGGAGUAAAGAAAUGUUAUAGGAAUUUGUCAAAACAAGUAUUUUGGCCCAAAAUGAAAGCAACAAUCAACAAAUACAUAAACUCAUGUGACAUAUGUCAAAAGAGAUCUAACAAAAGCUUAGUGAAUAAAGCACCCAUUCAAGAAAUGGAUGAACCUACAGAACCAUUUCAGAAAGUAUCUAUUGAUUUAAUAGGACCUUUAAUUCAAACUGAAAAUAAUAACAAAUACAUUCUAACAGUAAUAGACAUGUUUAGUAGAUAUCCAGAGGCAAUCCCAUUAUCAAAUACAAGUGCAGAGAAUAUUAUUAAUGCCAUAACUCAAAAAGUAAUUACAAGACAUGGUAUACCUAAAAUUAUAUUGAGUGAUCAGGGAUCUCAGUUUAAGUCAGAACAAUUUAAGAAAUGGACUAAACAAUACAAUAUACAACACAUAUACUCUUCGGUUUACCACCCAGAGAGUAAUGAUUUAUGUGAACGGUAUGGUGGUUCAUUAAAAAGAUCAUUAACAAAAAUAAUUCAGAAUAAUCAGAACAAGUGGGAUCAUUACAUUAACUAUGUACUAUUUGCUCAUAGAAACAACAUCCAUGAAGCAACACAAUUUUCACCAUAUGAAGUAAUACAUGGAAGAAAACCUAGAGAUGAAUUAGAUGUUUUUAAAGAAAAUCUAAUAGACAAUGAGAAUAAAUUAAAUAAUGACAGUAAAACAACAAUCACAACAGAAUUGAAAGAAAUAUGGACUCAAGCAUAUAACAACAAUAAGAAGUACAAACAAAGUGCUCAUGAGAAUAUAAAUAAGAAAAGGCAAUUGAAAACACUAGAAGUAGGAAACAAUGUAUUAAUAUUAAUAAAUGACCUGAAAAAUAAAAUUGGUAAACAAUGGAAAGGUCCAUUUAAGGUGAUAAAACAAAUUAGUGAUGUGAAUUAUCAAAUUGAAAUAAAUGGGAAAAUUAAAACAUAUCACAUAAAUAAUUUGAAAUUAGAUCAUGAUAGAGAAGAUGAGUUGAUACAAAACAUUCAGGAGGAAAUAGAAAAUACAUUUUCAGAAAGAGAAGAAUGCUUAAUGAUAAUAACAAAUGAAAAUCACAAUGAAAAUGAUAUUAAGGAAAUACCUGUAAUUGAAACAAAAGAGAAUCAAACUUGGCAAAAGAUUAAUCUUAAUAAUUUAACUAAGAAAAAGUCAAAAGAUAUAACUAAAAUAAUACAGGAAUACAAAGAAAUUUUUUCCAGCAUACCAGGAAAAACUAAUAUUAUUAAACAUGACAUUAAAGUAACAGACACAAAACUUAUCAAGCUUAAGCCAUAUAGAAUACCGCUACAUUUACAAGACAAAGUAAAGAAAGAAAUAGACAAUUUACUAGAAUCAGGUAUAAUUGAGCCAUCAACAUCUCCUUUGCUUCACCAAUUGUGAUAGCCAAAAAGAAGAAUGGAGAUAUAAGAUUAUGUAUUGAUUAUAGGAAACUUAACAACAUCACAGAAUUUGACCCAUAUCCAAUGCCAAAUAUAGAGGAUAUUUUACAUAAAUUAAAUGGAGCAAAAUUUUUUACUAAAUUGGAUUUAACUAAAGGUUAUUGGCAAAUACCUUUAACAGAAAAUGCAAAACCUUACACAGCAUUUGUAACACCAUAUGGUAUUUUUCAAUGGAAUUAUAUGAGUUUUGGAUUAGUAAAUGCACCUGCCACAUUUAAUAGAAUGAUGAACAUGAUAAUUGGAAACAAAGAAAAUGUUAUUUGCUAUUUAGAUGACAUAUGUAUUUUUAAUAAUAGUUGGGAGGAACAUUUGGUAGAUGUAAAAGAAGUGUUUAAAAUAAUAAAAGAAAGUGGACUUACAAUUCAAGCAGAAAAAGUAGAAAUAGGAUUGGAAGAAAUAAUUUUCUUAGGACAUAAAGUAAAUAACAACAUGAUUAGCCCUAUUGAAGAUAACAUAAAGAAAGUACUUAAUAUUGAAAUACCUACAACAAAAAGACAAAUUAAAAGCAUAUUGGGAAUAGUAAAUUAUUACAGAAAGUUUAUAAAGAACUUAGCAGAAAUAGUGAAUCCACUAAAUGACUUACUUAAAAAAGGAAAACCUCAAAAAGUAGUCUGUAAUGAGGAAUGUGUGAAAGCUAUUGACAGAAUUAAAGAUGUUUUUAGUCAUGAACUAAUAUUAAGACUACCUGAUAAAGACAAAAUAUUUUAUGUCACAACUGAUGCAUCUGGUAAUGCUAUUGGUGGUUGUUUAAUGCAGAACUAUGAUAACUUACAUCCUAUAUUAUAUGUAAGCAGAAAAUUGUCAGAGGCAGAGAAAAAAUAUAGUGUCAUUGAAAGAGAAGCCUUAGCUGUAAUAUGGGUAAUUACUAAGCUAGAGAGCUAUUUAAUAGAAAGGAAAUUCAUAUUAUUAACUGAUCAUAAACCUAUUCAGUAUAUACAGCAAAAGAGCAUGAAAAACAGUCGUGUUUAUAGAUGGUUCUUAUCACUACAGGAAUAUAAAUUUGAAGUGAAAGCUAUUAGUGGAUCUGUGAAUAUUGUAGCUGAUCUAUUGUCUAGAAUGACAUUGAAGUGAAAUAAUUUUGUAAAUAAACUAUGAUUAUAUUGAGUAUGUAAUAUAUAUUAAUAUAUUGACACCAUUUAUAUGUUAUGGAAAAGGGAGAUAAGUAAAUUUGAUGUUAAGCAUUUAAAAGUAAGUAUGGAUAUUUUUUUUUUGUGUGAAUCAUUUCAUAUAUCAUUGACGAAAGUUAGUUCUAUGGAAAAGGGUGAGUAUAAAAGAAAAAUGGACAAAAGCGUAUAAAAGGGUGGUAAGAAAAAAUUUAUUGAAUGUGUAAAUAAAGUCUAUAAUUGUUUUCUGAAAUGUUGUAUUUUAUCAGAUUACUACCAGUGAAGAACAUUUGUGAGUGUAUGACGUGCCCAUAAGAUGCCACAUUUUCCUCCAUAAUGAACUGUGUACUAAUGAAGAUGAUUCUGGAAUGUUAUGAUGAACUGUGUACUAAUGAAGAUGAUUCUGGAAUGUUAUGAACAUUGACAUUGAAUAUGAGGAACUGUCAAGUUAGGAUGAAGAAGUCAAGAUGAAGAUGUCAAGAUUUUAUGUUUGUUUGUCUUCCCCUUAAAUUGAAAAUGCCCUUGUAAGACUUGACAGUAGUGGAAAAAUAUUGACAUAUUUUUUUUUCAAGGGGGGGAGGAAUCUGUUAGACACCUUAUUUAUAUAGGUUAGUUAUUUAGCGACGCACCAUAGAAGACGCAUAUUGAACGGGACUAGUGACGUUUGGGAUAUGUUGGGUUAGAGACUGAAAAAAUCAGUUAGCGAUAGAACAUUCCAGGGUAACGACGUGUUUAGUGACAGAGACUUCUACUGUGGCCUUUUAUCAGAAUAAAUCCAUGUACAAUUGUU
Messenger RNA from Biomphalaria glabrata, 10516 nucleotides. RefSeq lists its product as uncharacterized. Gene Ontology annotation, biological process: DNA integration. Gene Ontology annotation, molecular function: nucleic acid binding; zinc ion binding. NCBI's taxonomy places the organism in Eukaryota, Metazoa, Mollusca, Gastropoda, Planorbidae. The coding region runs from base 5151 to 8564 and encodes 1137 amino acids. The transcript has 3 exons. The record is from RefSeq and is a predicted model, not a curated record.